UUGACGAAAACAGCCCCAAACCCUGAAACUCCAGCAGCCAAGCCAGCAAAAACCCUCCUUAAACCCUUCUUCUUCACCAAAAUUCACAAACUCUGCAACUCCCAACCACCAAAAAUGCUGAUUAAAUCCAAAGUUCAGCGCUUUCUCUUUGUUUCUCACCACCCAAAUCCCAGCAAUUUACAGUUCAUCAGAACCUUCAUUGAGAACAUUGAAAUCAAAUUCGUCGCAGAUCGUGGGUUAGACCACGUUGUUGAGAGAGAGAAAGACCUAAAAUAUGUUGUAAACCUGAAGAACCUGCUCAAAUCAGAGCCUUCUAAAUCUCUUCCUCUUUCCUCCAUUGUUGACCACACACAGAAGCUCAGAUUCCCAUGUCGUACAAUUGAUUUUAUUCGUAAGUACCCUAAUUUUUUCGAAGAGUAUUUUCCUGCUAAUAUUGGUGUCCACCCACAUGUUAGAUUAACCCCAGAAAGUCUUAAUGUUGAUGCUGAAGAACAGUUGAUUUAUGAUAGUGAUACAUUUAGGAAAGAUGCUGCUGAUAGGUUAUUGAAGCUAUUGAUGUUGUGUAGAGUUAAUGAAAUUCCUUUGAAAUUGAUUGAUAUGUUUAAAUGGGAUUUAGGUCUUCCUGAUAAUUAUGUUGAUACAUUAGUUCCUGAUUUCCCUGAUUAUUUUAAAGUGAAAAUGGUUAAUCAGACCCGCCCGAAUAGUGGUCGGGUUGAGGGUUUGCUGGAAUUGGUGUGUUGGAAUGAUGAAUUGGCGGUUUCUGUUAUCGAAAAGAUGGCAAAGAAGAAGGAUUCUAAGUUUAAAAAGGGGAUGCCAAUUGAAUUCCCUUUGCAGUUUUCAAAUGGGUUUGAGCUUGAUAAGAGUCUAAAGAGGUGGUUGGAUGAGUGGCAAAAAUUGCCUUAUGUUUCACCUUAUGAGAAUGCAUCUCAUCUUCAACCUAAUACUGAUAUGUCUGAUAAAUGGGUGGUUGCGGUUUUGCAUGAAUUUCUCCAUAUUCUUGUUACCAAGAAGACGGAGAGAGAUAACAUGCUUUGUCUUGGAGAAUUUUUAGGUAUUAAGCCGAGGCUUAAGCGGGCGUUGGCUCAUCAUCCAGGCAUAUUCUACCGUUCAAGUAAAAUCGGGACUCAUACUGUGGUAUUAAGGGACGGGUUUAAAAGAGGUUUGUUGAUUGACAAUAGUCCACUGUUAGAUAUGAGAAACAACUAUAUUCAUCUUAUGCACAAGGUGGUGAAGGAAGUGAAGAAGUCAAAAGGUGUGAAAAGUUCUAGUAACACCAACCAACAAGAAGUGGAGGAAGGAGUGACAGAGAAGGAGGAACACAAUGGGGAUGAGGAAAUGCAAUGUUCUGAUCCUGAUGUGGAAGAAAGCAGUGAUGAUGAAGAGGAUGAAGAUGAAGAUGAGAAAGUUGAAAGCACAAGGGGUGGGUCCAAAUAUGAAAAAAGAGGAUCUGAUAAGGUUAACAAGCGUAGGGAAAGGUCGAGGAGAAAUUCUUUGCAGGAGGUUAGUGAUGGUGAUGACGACGACGAGGAGAAAUUUGAGAGCUCAAGGGAUGGGAACUAUAAUGAAAGAAGAGGAUCAAGUAAGGUAAAUGAAAGCAAGGGAAAACAAGGAGAGGAUAGGGGGAGGCGUUGGAGAAAUGUUUCGUGGGAUGAAAGUGGUGAUGCUAAUGAAAAUAAUCGAGUUGGUGGAUCAAGGGGUGGGCACAACAAUGGAGGAAGAAGAGGAUCUAGUAGGGUAAAUGAGGGCAGGGGGAGGCCCGAAGAGGGUAGGGGGAGGCCUAUUAGAAAUGCUUCGCGGAAUGAAAGUGGUGGUGGUGGUGGUGGUGAUGGUGAUGCAGAGCGAGUUGAGCGCUCAAGGGGUGGGCACAGUUAUGAAAGAAGAGGAUCUGGUAAGAUAAACGAGGGCAGGGGAAGGCCUCUGAGAAAUGAAAGUGGUGAAAAGAGAUUUGAUAGUCCAAGGGGUGGGCACAGUAAUGGAAGAAGAGGAUCUGGUAUGGUAAAUGAGGGUAGGGGAGGGUUUUCUAGUAAUUCUUCAAGGAAUGGAAGUGGUAGAGGUUAUAAUGAGGAGCGGGUUGAGAGCUCAAGGGGUGGGCGCGGUAAUGGAAGAAGAGGAUCUGGUAAGGUAAAUGAGGGAAGAAGGAAUACUGGGAGAAAUGCUUCGCGUGAAAGAUUGGCCUAAAAUUACCCACGAGAACCUGCAAAAGAUGUCAUACUGGUUAGUCAAGUAGAAAGAAUGCAUUUGAAGGCUUGAAGCUGAGAGAAAGUAGAUCCAAUACCAAGAUCAUCAAGACUGAUUCAAGAGGGCAGAGUUUUUGUCACUGAAUCACGCAUACCUUUGUAAAUGGUUCAAUGUCCAAUGUGGAAGGCUUGAAUAAUGGUACUUUUUUUGUAAUCCACCUGCCAAUUUGUGACUUGGUUGUUCUAUAUCAUUUUUCCUUUAUUUUCAUUUCGUUUAAUAAACUUUUGUGCUUCGGCUCAAAUUUCUUCUUCCACGCACAUCGCAGUGUUAGCGUUAUAAAGUUCUGGAUGCAUAAUCAUCA
Molecule: messenger RNA, 2539 nt
Organism: Spinacia oleracea (spinach)
Lineage: Eukaryota; Viridiplantae; Streptophyta; Magnoliopsida; Caryophyllales; Amaranthaceae
Product: protein WHAT'S THIS FACTOR 9, mitochondrial
Exons: 1
Coding region: 115-2178 (687 amino acids)
Molecular function (GO): RNA binding
Source: RefSeq, a predicted model, not a curated record